Blepharisma stoltei is the source of this 840-nucleotide messenger RNA. The record is from the annotation of a GenBank genome assembly. NCBI's taxonomy places the organism in Eukaryota, Ciliophora, Heterotrichea, Heterotrichida, Blepharismidae.
AUGGUUUUGUUUAGAAGGUUCUCAUUUGUGAGGCUUGCAGAGCACAUUGUAAUUAUAACUUAGCCUAAAAGAAGAGAAGGGCUAUUAAACGCAGAUGUCAUGAAUGAGCUGAUGAGAACCAAGACAAUGAAAUUCAAAGAAAGAAUGAUUUAUUUAGCAAAACGAGAAAAAAGAUUUUUAUUCAUUUUAGGAGGAUUCAUAGGCGCAACUAAUUUAUUUUUACAAACCAAAGUAGCUGUUAUUAUGACGCAUUCUAUAGCUGAAUUGUGAGUGAAAGGGAAAACUUUUUUAGUCCCUGAGGUAAAAUACGAUCCUUGCUCUUUACAAACCAGAGGAAAAACAAAUUUAGAUACAGAGAUUGAAAAUAAACUUGCUGAUUUAUUUAUAAAAAUAGAUCUAGCGGCGCCUGAAGGUGUUACUGGGCAGCUUUUGAGAGAUAUUUGUAGAGAAAUGGGAAAAAGUAUUGAGUUUCCUGAUGAGAUCAGCAUCAAUGAAUUUCUGAAAAUUUUGGAAAAAAAUAAGGUUGAUGACAAAUUUGUAGGAGUAUUUGAAGAGAAAGUAAAAUAUUAUGUGGAAAAAGUUAAUGCAUGGCAAGAAAAAAUAAAAAAUGAUAUAGACGGAAUUAAAAAGCAGGUAGGAGAAUUCAAUGAAGAAAUAAAAACAAAAGAUGAUGCUGAUUAUUUAGAAUUACAUAUGAAAGUUUUAGGGAUUAGAAAGCAAGAACUUCAGAAAAAGCUUAAAAAGACACCAAAUGACUCCAGAUUAAAAUUGAAACUUAGUGAUCUUGAAGCAGAAAUCGCUUCAACAAAAGAAAAACAGACUCAUAAAGCUAAAAAAUAA